This is a messenger RNA of Larimichthys crocea (large yellow croaker), 1765 nucleotides long. It is a transcript of the gene lypla1, whose product is annotated as lysophospholipase 1. Gene Ontology annotation, cellular component: cytoplasm. The coding region runs from base 299 to 1075 and encodes 258 amino acids. The transcript is spliced from 10 exons. Lineage: Eukaryota; Metazoa; Chordata; Actinopteri; Sciaenidae. Gene Ontology annotation, biological process: protein depalmitoylation. The record is from RefSeq and is a predicted model, not a curated record. Gene Ontology annotation, molecular function: carboxylic ester hydrolase activity; palmitoyl-(protein) hydrolase activity.
UCACAUCGCCAGAGGUGGGCGGGGGGCGGUACGGAGCGGUGUCAGUACAGUAGCGCUUGCUGGCGAGUCCUAGCGUAGCUAACGGUUAUCCGGGUCGUUGUGUCGUUUAUUUUCCACCAAAAUUCAACUUCCACAAAGAAAUCCACAAGAAGGGAGGUGCAUUUGACCUCCACACUCGGUCGACAUUUGUCCUUCAGCUGUUCGGCGUUUGGCAGGCAGAGUUGGACCGAGUUGGACACAGAUUGGCGGAUAGCGGCUAACUUAACGUCCCUCUGCAUAUCAGCUGCCUCAGCGCUGUAUGUGCGGCAACAACAUGUCAGCGCCUUUACCUGCCAUCGUGCCUGCUGCCCGCAAAGCCACUGCGGCGGUGAUAUUCCUGCAUGGCCUUGGUGACACAGGACAUGGCUGGGCUGAAGCGUUUGCAGGCAUCAGGAUACCACAUGUGAAAUACAUCUGCCCACAUGCCCCCACCAUGCCUGUUUCUCUGAACAUGAGGAUGUCCAUGCCUUCUUGGUUUGAUAUUUAUGGGUUGAGCCCAGAAGCAGACGAAGAUGAGAGCGGCAUCAAAAGAGCAUCGGAGAACAUUAAAGCCUUGAUAGACCAAGAAGUGAAGAAUGGGAUUCCAUCCCACAGAAUUCUCCUGGGUGGAUUCUCACAGCCAGCAGAGACUCCAGGAAGGCCAAGAAAGAGUCAAGCACAUAACCCCUGGACUACUUUUUGCAGUGCAGAUCAGAAGGGUGGAGCGCUGUCUCUCUACACAGCUUUGACAACGCAGCAGAAGCUGGCUGGAGUGGUCGCUCUGAGCUGUUGGCUCCCUCUCCGCAAAUCCUUCCCUCAGGCUUCUGCCAACAGUCCUAACAAGGACAUGCAUGUACUACAAUGCCACGGGGAUGCCGACCCCCUGGUCCCCUUUAUAUUUGGCAGCCAGACGGCAGAGAAGAUGAAAAGCCUCAUCAAUCCAUCCAAGAUCACCUUCAAGACGUACCGGGGUCUACCUCACAGCGCCUGUCCAGAGGAAAUGGUGGAUAUCAAACAUUUCAUAGAGAAGCAGCUUCCCCCCAUCAGUGACGAGUGAACUCUGGAGUAGCCACAAAACCCACACAACACCAUCAGAGUCUUUUUGGACUUGACUCCAGUGAGACUCCGUUGACUCCAGGAGCCACUGACUUACUUGAUAAUAAAACCGCUGCUACUCAUAGAGCCAGACAGGACUGGGGCUACAAUGUGUUAGCCCGCGAGAGGCAUGACUGUAACGAUGCUGCAUCCUGACCUGGAGUCACACACAGUCUUCAGUGUUACAGUAGAGUAACAUUAGUUGCUUUUGUUAAGCUAUUUGCCAUUGAGACAAGUAUUGGAAUAACUAGGGCUACACUUUAUGGUUUAAUACCUUAUCUCACAAUAAAUGGCCUGUUGUUAAAUGUUCUUUUUUAUCAAUGUAGCCUAUUUGUAGUAGUGAUGGAACAAGUUUAUCAGUCAAUAAGACGUUUUUUGUUGACAUUUAUUGCUUCCAGCUUUUAAAUUUGAGUAUAUACUGAUUUUUUUUUUGUCUGUUUUAAAUGAUUGUAAAUCUAAUACUUUCUGUGUUUUGGAUUUUAAAAGAUAUCAAACUGGGAUUUUGUAACAGCUGAUCAACAUUUUCCAGUGUUUUGACAUCUUGCACACUAAAUAAUUGAACAAACUGUUAAGCCGUAAUAGUAACUUAAAUCUUCAAGUGUUUUCAAAGCACGUAUGCAAAAAUGAACCUUAUGAUAUUAAAGCAGCUUAA